AUUCUCCAAAAUAUAAUAAAAAUAAUAACUUAAUCCCGCGCAAGGCGCGGGUCUUAUUCUAGUUUUUAUAGUAUUAUCUAAAGCAACCUGUGUAAACUAAACCAUAAAACAUCCGCUACUCAGGAAGAUUCGUCGCAACUCAAAAUCUCCCUUUUACCCUUUUCUCCUUUCAUCCACGUAUUGUCCAAAACUACUAUAAAUAUUACCUACCCAUCGGAGAAUCAAAAAGAACAAAUGUACAAUUACAGAAGCAGAUCUCUUCUUGCUCUCUAAGUCUUAGACUCUUCCACAACUCUAAACAACCAUGUUUCACGGUGCUGACAGAGCGGUUGAGGCGCUGCUUCGUGGCCAAGAAAGCGCUAAUCUCUUGAAAACGGUGCUCGAACACCAGAGGACAAGCUCAGUUUCAAUCGAGCCUCUCUUCGAUACCGUUCUUGAUUCCUUCUCCUACGCUCUAUCUCUUUUUGCAUCUUCUAACCCUCAACCACUCUGUGAGUCUUCUCAGAACAAGCCAACCCCCGUGGUGGCUCGGAAAUCACCCAAGAAAAAUAGCCAUGGAGAAGAAGGUUUAGAGCAAUACAACCAUGAUUCACCAACUCCGAUCUGCAACGACGGUUUUUCUUGGAUGAAGUACGGCCAAAAGAAAAUCAAAACAUCUUCCCACCAAAGAAACUGCAACGCUACAAAGAGGGUGCAACAGAUCCAAGACAGUCCUUCGGUGUACAGAACAACUUAUGUUGGAAAACACAUGUGUGAGGUUAAUGCUUUUUUGCAGCCUAAUGAAGAUAUUGUUAACGGUUCCAAGAUGAUUCGGUUCGACAAAACCGACCAGGGCAUGCCUGAACCUGUUAUGCCUCAACUCGUUCCAGUAGAACAAGAAGCACUUAUCAUCGAAGGCACGGACCAAAUCAUGAACCUAGAAUGUGGUAGUAACGAGUUUUUGGUGGAUGAUGACCAGUUAUGGGAAUAUCAGUUUCCUCCAUGUUCACCGGGAGAUUUUAUGUUCUUGGACGAUCUUUCUGAGUUUGAUUACAAUCCUUUCCACGUUUGAACAAGCACCUUUUUCAAGCCUUUUCUCAUAUUCACAUUGAGGGUGGGCUAUGUUGGUACUUGCUAUAUCUUGUAUUAGUUUAUAUUUCUGUCUUUUUGGUGUGCUAGAUUCAUAAUUCGUCACACCGCUUUUUGGUGUGACGUAUCUGUGCAGUUUGAUUCAAAUAUUAAGAACCUGAUUUUCCUUUUUGGUCAAGUACUCUUUAUCUUUUGAACGAUAUAACGGGCGUUUAUAGCACAUAAAACGCGUCGGCUGACUGAGUAUAAUUAAGAAAAAGAGUUUUGAAGAGGAUAAAUGAAAUGAAACUUAAUUCAAUUAAAAAAGAAAAAAGACUUAAUUCAGUUUAACUGAUUUUAGUAUAAUAUCCAUAAAAAAGAUCACGUCCAAAACGUUAUUACAUCUACACUGCAACUGUAUUAUUAAUUUUUGGAAUAAAAUACUGUGAUAUUAUAUGUUCUAUUAAUUUUAUGAUUUUUACCGUAUAAUUUGAAUGGAAGAAAAUAAUUAUGUUAUCAAUUCUACAAAUAGAUACAUAAAAUAUGAAAAGAACGUUCUAUAACGAAUUUAAUAAUUUAUAAUUAUAAUAAAUAUAUUCCAUUUUUUUCUUUUAUUUCAUUUAGGUUAUUACAUUUAUUUUUAUUCCAUCAAUUUUAUCACAUUUGCUAGUUGCAACGUUAAAUGUAUAACGGAAAUGAAAAGUUCCCAAGUCUUUCGGUAUAUGUUUACUUCGGUCAUAAGGUCAAACUAGAUCUUGACCCGACCGGGCGGGUAUUUCUUUUAUGUUUUUAGUUUUUUUUUGUUUAUAUUAAAUGAUGCAUUUGUAAUAUUGAAACAUAAAUUUAUAUUGAAAAUUAAUCUUUGCAGCUAUAAUAAAAAUUAAAAUUAAAAUUUUAAUAAAAUAUUUUGAUAUAAAUUUUAAAUUUCCUAAUUAAAAUAAUAUAGAGGUGGUCAUAUUUUUUCCAAUUUCAAAAUCUAAGUUUCCUUAAAGACAAAGAAAAUAAAUUUAUAAGUACAUAAAAUAUAUAAACAUAUUUGGAACUAUAAUUUCUAUUAAAAUAAAUUUGAUAAAGAAAAAUAAUCUUGCUGUUGUUAUUUAUUUCUAGAGCUUGACCCGUGACCGUAUGAAUAUUUACUACACAUUUGUUAAUAUAACAUUUUUAAACAUAACAAUUUCAUUUAUUACUUUGAAUAAUUAUAUUUUGUGAUUUUAAUCAUCUAUUAUAUCACAAUGUAUAAUAUAAACAAAUCCAAUAUUUAUAACUAAUUGGACUUAUAUUGUAAAAGCAUUAUACUAAUAUAUGAAUAAACUAUUUUAUAUUUUAUUUAUAUGUU
Messenger RNA from Brassica napus (rape), 2383 nucleotides. Its product is annotated as probable WRKY transcription factor 67. Lineage: Eukaryota; Viridiplantae; Streptophyta; Magnoliopsida; Brassicales; Brassicaceae. Gene Ontology annotation, biological process: regulation of DNA-templated transcription. The record is from RefSeq and is a predicted model, not a curated record. Bases 305 to 1051 code for a protein of 248 amino acids. Gene Ontology annotation, molecular function: sequence-specific DNA binding; DNA-binding transcription factor activity. The transcript has 3 exons.